Siniperca chuatsi (mandarin fish) is the source of this 2744-nucleotide messenger RNA. RefSeq lists its product as uncharacterized. Gene Ontology annotation, biological process: regulation of transcription by RNA polymerase II. Bases 1534 to 2538 code for a protein of 334 amino acids. The record is from RefSeq and is a predicted model, not a curated record. Lineage: Eukaryota; Metazoa; Chordata; Actinopteri; Centrarchiformes; Sinipercidae. The transcript has 5 exons.
UUAACCUUUGUUUAACCUUUGUUUAACCUUCGUUUAACCUCUAUUUAACCAGGAGUAAAAGCCUUGUGGCCCGACACGCAGCAGCACAUAAAACACUUGCAGACAAACAAAAAACUAUUUACAAAGAAAACAAAAGAACAAAUGACAAAAUGACAAACAUCUCCGGCCAGAUGCUUCUGUUCCCGGAGGUUCAAGCGAUUCUGCGACUGAUUCCUGGUCGCCGUCCCCGGUCCAGUAGCCUUCGGGGACAGGCAGCAGAAGUGAGUCCCGGGAGCGAAGACGGAAACGCUCCAUGCUUUUUAGGAUGCAGGUGUGUAGGCAGGAGGGAGGCGGCCCCAGGGUGGCCUUAUCGAUAAGAACAUGGCAGUGAUUGAACCUGCGAUUUAUUAAUCCGUCCUCCAGCUGCUCAGUGUUUAUCUAAGCUGCAGCAGACGCGUCGGGAAGCGUACAGUAUUCAGUUUGUGGGCGUUCAGAUUCAAACCUCCAACACGGAGCUCAGGCACAGUUUGAGCUGCUGGAAAUAACUCAGAAUCAAUCAGAGAAGUGGAUUUCAGCCCCGAGACCAGAGACACCACAGACUGAAAAGUCUCCGCUGAGCCCUGAAACCAGAACUCGGCUGGUUUUUAAGACUUUGAUGUUUUUAAAUUUGAAAAAUAAAUGUCAGAGUAGCUGCGGCCACAGUCUGUCCUCGCUGCACAUUUCCUUCUGCGAUAACAGACAUUUAUCUGAGUCAGGAGUCUCGUCAGUGUCCCGGUGAUGCUGAGAAGACUCAAGUCUGCAGAACAGGCAGAAAUGCUGCUUCACUGAGCAACAAACAGCAUCAAGUACAAACGUGUCAAAAGAAUCUUUGAUUUUGUUCAUGAGAAAUAAAACGAGAUGAAACAUAAUUCACUUUAACUGAUAACAACGAACAUUAACAGUCAGACAGUAAUAAUAAUAAUGGAUCCCCCAAACCCCCGCGCUUUGUCUUCACAGCGCAGGCGCUUCCCCGUCGCGCACGCGCUUUGCUCGCUCUCGGCUCGUUCACGCGCACGUCCCGUCUCUCUUACUCUAAACUUCAGACUGAGACCAGACGGGGAUGGAUGAUCCGGAUCAGACCUCAGAGACACGGACAUGAUGAUGAUGAUGAUGAUGAUGAAGGUGUUUACUGGUCGUUUAUUGGCUGCUGUGUAGAGACGCGCGCGCCGUGUACAGAGAGAAGAGGAAGAAGAAACUUCCCGCUGCAGUUUGGAUGUUUGAUGGACUAAAAGAAGAAGAAGAAGAAGACAAUCAGCAGAAGAAGAAGUCGGAGGAGUUCCUGUUGAAACUUUUCCUCAGCGCGCGCUCCCGCCGCCUGCGGGUGCCCUGCUGUAACGCGCAUGCUCUCUCCACAGCUCCUGCUGUGUAUAAUGGACCGAUUGUGUCACCGGGCCCGGUGGUGACGUCACCGGAGAGCGAGGCGCGCGGCCGCGGAUCCAGCUCAGGACCGGGAGUGGCGGGAGCGCGCCUCAGCUGAGUUCAUGAACUGAGUCUGUAGUGUGUGUGUGCGUGAGGAUGAGCGGUGGUAAAAAGAGGAGUGGCUUCCAGAUCACCAGUGUGACCUCAGACUUCAACCAAACUCCAGCUGGCCAAUCAUUUCCCAGCGUGGUCCUGACCGUCCUCCAAUCAGCAGCCUCCUUCUCCUGCAGCCCUCAGGGAAGUUCCUCCCAGCCGACCACGCCCUCUCUGAAGAGGAAAUACAUCUCCCAUGAUGCCUCGGGGCAUGGGGCGGGGUCUUCCUCCAGGUUCAGGGUGGUGAGGCUGGCUGUGGGCGGGGCCAGCAGCGGUGGGCGGGCCGAGCCGUAUUGCCGUGGGCGAUGGACGUGCACAGACUUUAUGGAGCGACAGGAAGGGGCGGGGUUCAGCCAGGUGAUAGACACCAUGAGACACGCCCACUCGCUGGAGUCCUUGGAGAUGAUUGGUCGGGACAUAGACAGAGGCGGAGUCCACUCCCAGGACACCGCCCACCUGCUGGCUCAGCCAAUCAGAGGUAGGGAGGGUGCAGGGUUCAUGCUGCGCAGCUGGACGCCCUCCCUGACGCACCAAGAGCCAAUCAACAUCCGGCUCCUGGACAGCAAGGACCCAAUGGGAGUACAGGGUUUCAACUCCACUCCUCCACCUCCUUCGCCCCGCCCACGAAACGUCCCUCCUCCUCUACGAUUGGAUGUUGACGCCGCAGGACGGUCUGUCCUCAGGCUGUCUCACUCUCAGCCCAGCUCCCCGCCUGCUGGACUGUACCAUCCCACUCUGACCCCCAUUCAGACUCCAGGAGCAUUCAGUUUGGACCAAAACAUCUUCAACCUGCCGGGGGACGCCAGUAGUUCCAGUAACAGUCUGAUCGCCAUAGACAACAAAAUCGAGCAGGCCAUGGACCUGGUGAAGAGUCACCUGAUGCUGGCGGUCAGAGAGGAGGUGGAGCUUCUGAGGGAACAAAUCAGAGAGCUGCAAGACAAGAACCAACAGCUGGAGAGAGAGAACCACAUCCUGAGAACCCUCACACACAAUGUACACAACACAUAACACACAUUACACACAACACAGUACACACAUAACACACAACACACGCUGACAGACCUGGGACUGACCACACACUCGAGUUUAACAGGCUGACUAAUGAGGACCCUGGUCACCAUGACAACAGGACUGUUUGUAGCAGCCGAGAUGUUCUGCAUGAUGAAGAUGAUGAAGAAGAGUAGAUUCUAAUAAAUUAAUCAUGUCUAACUACA